UCGCAGAAAGACCCUCAGCGCCCGGCGCGCGGGAGGUAUUGUCGGUCAUCCCGGGCUUUGUUACGUCGUCGCAUUCUCACCUGACCGCAGGCGCGUCCUGGCAGCUGCAGCCGGGAGAGGGGGACCAGUUGCCGUCGCCGCCGCCGUCGCCGCCAUGGUGUCCCCGGUCACCGUGGUGAAGAGUGAGGGACCCAAGCUGGUGCCCUUCUUCAAGGCCACCUGUGUCUAUUUUGUGCUCUGGCUGCCCUCGUCCAGCCCAUCGUGGGUCAGCGCCCUCAUCAAGUGCCUGCCCAUCUUCUGCCUCUGGCUCUUCCUUCUGGCCCAUGGCCUAGGAUUCCUGCUUGCCCACCCCAGUGCCAUUCGCAUCUUUGUGGGGCUCGUCUUCUCCACCCUGGGUGAUGCCUUCCUCAUCUGGCAGGACCAGGGCUACUUUGUGCACGGUCUACUGAUGUUUGCCGUGACUCACAUGUUCUACGCAUCGGCCUUUGGCAUGCGGCCACUGGCUCUUCGGACAGGUCUGGUGAUGACAGUGCUGUCGGGCCUGUUCUAUGCCUAUGUCUACCCGGGCCUCUCAGGUGCCUUCACCUACUUGGUGGGGGUCUACGUGGCCCUUAUCAGCUUCAUGGGCUGGCGGGCUAUGGCAGGGCUACGGCUGGUUGGGGCAGCCUGGCGCUGGACUGAGCUGGCAGCAAGUGGUGGUGCACUGCUCUUUAUCGUCUCAGACAUGGCCAUCGCCCUCAACAAGUUCUGCUUCCCCAUUCCCUACUCACGGGCACUCAUCAUGUCCACCUAUUAUGCUGCCCAGAUGCUCAUUGCCCUGUCAGCUGUCGAGAGCCGGGAGCCAGCGGAAGACUACAGACUGAGCAAGGCCAAUUGAGAGGCUAGGGUCUGGUAACCCCUUUGUCCUCCUGGGGCUGGGGUCCAGAACCUGGGACCCACAAGAGCUGGUUCAGGAUGGUUGAAGUACCAGCCUGGGGCAGCAGGGACCACCUGGAAAAUGUACAAGUUUGAGGGGGUAAGCAGGAAAUGAUCUCUCUAGCAAAGCUAGUGGUCCAGAACAAUGCUGAGAGCUAAAAAGAGCUAAACUAAUGCUCCUUGCUAGAGCCAGAAGUAGACAUCUCCUCACCUCUACCCCAUCAGGACUGUCAAAGCCCUUCUUUGACAGGAGGGCGAUGGUGCUUGGCUUCUUGACCUCCCCGUACUUCUACUAGAUGGGAGAGUCUGACUCACCCAUUCUACUCUUUCUGAUCUAUGUAGAGUUGAAGGGGAGGGGAGAAAUCUGUGCCAGGGCUUUAAGCCCCUUUUACAGGCCCCUAAUUGGGAAGAUUGGAUGAGGGUAG
Molecule: messenger RNA, 1340 nt
Organism: Pteropus alecto (black flying fox)
Lineage: Eukaryota; Metazoa; Chordata; Mammalia; Chiroptera; Pteropodidae
Gene: TMEM86A
Product: transmembrane protein 86A
Exons: 3
Coding region: 155-877 (240 amino acids)
Cellular component (GO): membrane
Source: RefSeq, a predicted model, not a curated record